CCUAGCAUAGCCCUUGCGCCCGGUCAUGUCAGCCUCUUCGAUCCAAAUUCUUCACCAAAACUCAGCUAAGACGGCGGCUUACACCGUCUUCCUUUGUCAAUUUCGGUUGUCCCGCGGGUUUCAUGGGCGCGGCUCGCUCCCUUGGGCAACCAGGCCAAGCACACGUGGCUCGACUGGCAUCUGCUCCCGUUGAGACCUCAACCCAAGGAAUGCUGCCUGCUCGCUACCGUUACCUGCUGUAUCUGUGCCUAGCAGCUGUCAACACCGCCCUAGUGCUUGUUGUUAGCGGCUCCCCUGCCUGCUUACCGGCCCGUGUGCAUUUAUUUAUGGGACUACCCAUCGUCCGUCGAUCGCCCCUAGCACGGCGUCGCACACACACCAGCUUCGCGUUGGAUUAUUCGUACGGCUCCAUUGAGAGGCAUCCAUCGUUGAGCGCCCGUUUCGCUCACUCGACAGAGAGCCAGAGCGUCGACCGCGACAGCUUCAAGCACCUUGACGGACGUCUGCAGCGCUCGUCAGCCGGGCCGUAGCCGCAGCUGACCGUCGCCUUAAACCCCUCCCCGAUCGAGUCAACAAUGUACAGGGUGCGGCGCCGCGAGCUAUGAAUGCGCCUGCACU
Trichoderma asperellum CBS 433.97 is the source of this 618-nucleotide messenger RNA. The record is from RefSeq and is a predicted model, not a curated record. Lineage: Eukaryota; Fungi; Ascomycota; Sordariomycetes; Hypocreales; Hypocreaceae.